UUUUUGAGACAAGCUGGGACUGUGGGACUGAGCAUUAGAUGAGAUUAAGGAAUUACUGUUAAUUUUGCUAGACAUGAUAAUGGUGUUGUGAUGAUGUUUUUAAGAAAGUCUUUGUUGGAGAGACAAACUGUAGAAUUUGUAGGUGAAACAACAUUGAUGUCUGGGAUUUGCUUCAAAGGACUCCAGCCAAAAGUAAAUAAAUAAAAUUAAGCAUUCAGUGAGGGAACAAAGGAACAAAUAACUGCCAUUUUGCUUGUCUGUUCCUGUCCACAGCCACGGGGCCUGCAGAGAUGCUGGCUGUCCCGGAGAUGGGCCUGCAGGGGCUGUACAUUGGCUCCAGCCCUGAGCAGUCCCCAGUGCCCAGCCCACCCGGCUCCCCGAGGACCCAGGAAAGCUGUGGCAUUGCCCCCCUCACACCCUCACAGUCUCCAAAGCCUGAAGCCCGAGCCCCCCAGCAGGCCCCCUUCUCUGUGGUGGUGGCCAUCGACUUCGGCACCACAUCCAGUGGCUAUGCCUUCAGCUUUGCCAGUGACCCUGAGGCCAUCCACAUGAUGAGGAAAUGGGAGGGCGGGGACCCAGGUGUGGCCCACCAGAAGACCCCCACCUGCCUGCUGCUGACCCCGGAGGGGGCCUUUCACAGCUUCGGCUACACUGCCCGCGAUUACUACCACGAUCUGGACCCUGAGGAAGCGCGUGACUGGCUCUACUUCGAGAAGUUCAAGAUGAAGAUCCACAGCGCCACGGAUCUCACCUUGAAGACCCAGCUAGAGGCAGUAAAUGGAAAGAAAAUGCCUGCCCUGGAGGUGUUCGCCCAUGCCCUGCGCUUCUUCAAGGAGCAUGCCCUUCAGGAGCUGAGGGAGCAGUGCCCAUUGCUGCCAGAGAAGGAUACUGUGCGCUGGGUGUUGACGGUGCCCGCCAUCUGGAAACAGCCGGCCAAGCAGUUCAUGCGGGAGGCUGCCUACCUGGCUGGCCUGGUGUCAAGAGAGGAUGCAGAGCAACUACUCAUUGCCCUGGAGCCUGAGGCCGCCUCUGUCUACUGCCGCAAGCUGCGUCUGCACCAGCUUGUGGACCUGAGCAGCCGGGCCCCAGGCAGUGGGCGCCUGGGUGGGCGCCGCUCCAUCGAUUCCAGCUUCCGGCAGGCCCGCGAGCACCUGCGAAGGUCCCGCCACAGCCGCACGUUCCUGGUGGAGUCGGGCGUCGGAGAGCUGUGGGCAGAGCUGCAAGCAGGAGACCGCUACGUGGUGGCAGACUGUGGGGGAGGCACAGUGGACCUGACCGUGCACCAGCUGGAGCAGCCCCAUGGCACUCUCAAGGAGCUCUACAAGGCGUCGGGCGGCCCCUAUGGCGCGGUGGGCGUGGACCUGGCCUUCGAACAGCUGCUGGGCCGCAUCUUCGGCGAGGACUUCAUUGCCACCUUCAAAAGGCAACGGCCGGCAGCCUGGGUGGAUCUGACCAUCGCUUUCGAGGCCCGCAAACGCACCGCAGGCCCGCACCGUGCGGGGGCGCUUAACAUCUCGCUGCCCUUCUCCUUCAUCGACUUCUACCGCAAGCAGCGAGGCCACAACGUGGAGACGGCCCUGCGCAGGAGCAGCGUCAACUUCGUGAAGUGGUCCUCACAGGGAAUGCUCAGGAUGUCUUGCGAGGCCAUGAACGAUCUCUUUCAGCCCACGGUCAGCGGGAUCAUCCAGCAUAUAGAGGCGCUGCUGGCGCGGCCCGAGGUGCAGGACGUGAAACUGCUGUUUCUGGUGGGCGGCUUCGCCGAGUCGGCCGUGCUGCAGCACGCGGUGCAGACGGCGCUGGGCGCCCGCGGCCUGCGCGUGGUGGUCCCGCACGACGUGGGCCUCACCAUCCUCAAAGGCGCGGUGCUGUUCGGCCAGGCGCCGGGCGUGGUGCGGGUGCGCCGCUCGCCGCUCACCUACGGCGUGGGCGUGCUCAACCGCUUCGUGGCUGGCCGCCACCCGCCCGACAAGCUGCUGGUUCGCGACGGCCGCCGCUGGUGCACCGACGUCUUUGAUCGCUUCGUGGCCGCGGAGCAGUCGGUGGCCCUGGGCGAGGAGGUGCGGCGCAGCUACUGCCCGGCGCGCCCGGGCCAGCGGCGCGUGCUCAUCAACCUGUACUGCUGCGCCGCCGAGGACGCGCGCUUCAUCACCGACCCGGGCGUGCGCAAGUGCGGCGCGCUGAGCCUGGAGCUCGAGCCCGCCGACCCCGACGCCACCGGCGCGCCCCCUGGCCGCCGCGAGAUCCGCGCCGCCAUGCAGUUUGGCGACACCGAGAUCAAGGUCACCGCCGUCGACGUCAGCACCAAUCGCUCCGUGCGCGCCGCCAUCGACUUUCUUUCCAAUUGAGGGCGCGCGGGCGCGGUGCCAGCCCACCCUUUGCAGGCCCCGCCCUCUUUCGGUCCGGGCCCUGGGGAGCCGGCUGGGGUAGGCGCAGCUGCUUGUUCAGUCAUCGCCCCUUUCCCCACCCUCCUGCCCGGGGAGAUGAGGUCGCAGGAUAGGUGGGGACACAUCCAGAGACUGUGGCUUUGGGAUUGGGCCCUCAUCCACUGACUUGAAGGCUGAAGGGCCCUGCCAAGGACUGAGGUCAAGGAGACUUAGAAGGGGAUUGUAAGACGCCGUGCCCACAGGGAGCACGUGACCCCGAAAGCAGAA
Diceros bicornis minor is the source of this 2651-nucleotide messenger RNA. RefSeq names its product heat shock protein family A (Hsp70) member 12B (gene HSPA12B). NCBI's taxonomy places the organism in Eukaryota, Metazoa, Chordata, Mammalia, Perissodactyla, Rhinocerotidae. The transcript is spliced from 12 exons. The record is from RefSeq and is a predicted model, not a curated record. Bases 291 to 2345 code for a protein of 684 amino acids.